Molecule: messenger RNA, 455 nt
Organism: Mycena citricolor
Lineage: Eukaryota; Fungi; Basidiomycota; Agaricomycetes; Agaricales; Mycenaceae
Source: the annotation of a GenBank genome assembly
CUGGGAUCAGGGCAUCUGGGCAGAGGCGCGAAAGGACGUACGUAGGCGUUCAAGCCGAGACCGGGAGCCAUGCCGACGGGAAGGUUGGCCAAAAAACCCAUCAGGAACGAGGCGAGUGCAGCGACAGCGGCCGUCGAAAUAAUGAGGUCGUUCCGAACUUCCCCUAGGCAGACGUCGUACUCGGGAUUGGAGCCAUUCGGACAGUGGUCGGGGGUCGGACAGACGCAGGUAGCUCCAGAAUCGGCCAGAAUAGCUGCGUUCACGGAAAUCUAGUCGCCAUAAGCCCGGUACCAGUACGGACGGUUGGAUGAACGAACGAUGUAUGCCAUGGCAGCCUAUAAUGCGCCAAGAGUUGAGCGGACUCUGUAAAACGCGUAAAAUCUAGAGGAGAGAAUCAGGGGGCACGAAGGGAAGAGGGCCCACAAGAAACUCACCGAGAGCCUAUACGCUCCUUG